UGACAGCGGGGCCACGACCAGUUCCAUCCCUCAUGGUACCCUAGACAUUACCGUAAACGGCUGCGGGUUGCGGUCGCCAGGAGUCAAGCCCCAAUACGGUCCGAUCGACUUGAUGAUCUUCGCGCUCCAUGGUCCAUUUUGACACGCACCAUACUUAUGAUAUACUCCCCAAAGCUUGGAUUACUGCGGCACCAAAGUUAGGGAGUCGGCCCACGUGGCGACCAGAGUGCUUCAAACCGUUGGAGCUGCUAUAUAGAUCGAGAGCUCAUGCUAUCUAACACACCAUGCCGACUCCAGCCUCGGCCGCAUCACCACAUUUUGAACGUCUAGCAAACAUUUGGAAGCUGUUGUCCCUGCGCAGCGACGUCGAUAAUAUCAUACUGGAAUUGGUGGGGCAGUUCUCUCUCGAAAAGGUAUAUUCUGAUGGUGAUAAGGAAACCUAUCAACAUUUGGUAAUAAAUCUGUUUGCACAACUGAAUGCCAUUUUUUAUAUUCAACGUUUGUCCAUACCAUCUGCGAAGCGCCAGCAAGAUGGAUGGUAUUUCGGAUUUUUGGCCAGCUGGGAGGUAACUCUGCGAAUGAUUGAAUUUGUCUUGCAUAUUGUUAUUGAAGGUCGAGAAAGUUUAUGGGAGUCGCGACAGUUGAGGGACAAAUAUUUGGCUGAGCUGUUGUUAUCUGCGCUUCGUGUCCUUCAACUCUUACCACAACCACAGUCCGAUGGAAAACCGCAAUCCAAGGAAGACCUGCAGAGAAAGAUUCGUCGAGAUAGAUUCGCGCGUAUUCAUCGUUCGCUCGAGCAUAUGUUCGAUAGCUAUCCAGGACCGAAAUCAUUUUUGUUGUUGGUCUGUAAAGAAGUUACUGAAGCAUUGCGGGGUCCCGAGCCUAAUCCACUAGCUUUACCCCCUAAAUUAAGGGAUGAGCUACCAAAUCUGACGGAAGAUCUGGUAAGAACCACUAUAAUUACGAUUGAGCCUUAUUGCUUACGGGGCCCACCAAGGCCUGAGCUUUCUAGCCUUUCUACUUUUCUACCUGAGCUUUCUUCCUGAGCUUCUAGAACCUCUAAUUGAUAUCCGAGCUGACACUUCUUUUGGACGUUUAGUACCCUUUAAAUGAUUGCUUCUCGUCGAAAUAUAUAUCUACUCUUAUACUCCCAGAUGGUUCAGGAGGAGGAGGAUGGCUUGCACAAUUCCUUACCCUUCGAGAUAUUACCCAAUUCGUGGUCGCCGCUUCGAUUCAAUAUACGAUAAAUGAAGAAACCCGCGAUGCAUAUCUUCCAGCAGCAUCGGAACGAACGAGGAAUGCGGUUUUACGGGUGAUUGACAAUCUGCGAAUACCACCGCGAUUUUCAAGGGAGGAUUUGAUUGGUACUUUUACCGAUCAAUAUCGAAUUAUUCUUCCAGAUACACCAGAUUUGAGAAGACAGUCAAUGCAAAUAGAAGCAGAUGACAAGGAUUUGGAUGCGAUUGAUGCAUUAUGUUUGCGACUUGGUGGUCGCCAAAUGAUAAGUCGUGUGAGCGAUAGGGAGAUGAUGCAUACGAUAUCUGAGAUUACAAAAAGGAUUCUUGCCCUUGAUGAUCCAAGUCGACAUGCCAAACCGUCAAGGCCGAGGAUAUAUACACUCAAUUGUUCAAAGUGUCAUUUAGCUGGUGCCUCACAGAUGAGAUACCUAGAGAAUUUAAAGUUUCCGGUACGCCAAGUGUUUUGCUAAGCUUGUUGACUUGUUACAUAGUUAUGGUGAAGAUUCAAGGAAAUGGUCUGAAUAUGACUGACGCGAAUGGAAUAGCAUGCUGACGAUGAUCUAUAUGCUCAGUUGGAUAAUCCAGAAACAAAUGAGGUCAGAUUACCUUCAAAGACAAAGUGCGUUCAGUGCGAAGAGCCAGUUACGUUAAUGCGUGAGAUGACACUUGCAAGGCAAGUUUGGGACCUUCUUGAACCUUUUGAGUCUCAUGCAGAUGCUGCGAAUUUGGAACGUCAUGUCCCAACAUACUUCCAGCUUCCACCACCAAAGAUGGAUGGAGCAAUCACUUUCCAUCCAGCGUACAAUAACCCAAGCGCAAGUAAUGUGAAGAUGCGCACAUUUGAUACUGAACCACCUUCACCAUUUCAUAAUAAGACGUCCUUCACAUCAGCAGCUGCGCAAGAUCGGUCUAGAUCGCUACCUCAUACCAUGCCGUCUCAAGUAUCGCCAACUGUUGGUUUGUUCGGUCAGAGACUGGAUACGCCCAGCACACUACCCUCUUCUUCAUCUGAUUUGACUUCGUUGGAUGGUUCGAGGUCAGGUGAAGGCUCUAGAAUGCCAGAACUUCGAAAGACUUCAACUGCUACAGAUGAGACGCCAUUCUCGCCAGAAUCUGUUCCAGGUCAAGGAAAUAAUUCACCAAAUGACCCGUCGCCUUUUGGAAUGGUCUCCGACACUGGAACCUAUUUUGUUAAUCGACCGACAGUAGGACACAGUCACUCUGAUAGAAAAAAGUCAAAGGGUGGGUCCAAAUGGACAUCGGUUUUCAGUGGAACGAGAAAAGAGUCUAUUCCGGGGCAAUCCGUUGAAACCACUUCAUUAUCAUCGUCAACAUUGGAGGCUCAAAGACUGGAUGAAAUAAAUUUAGAAAGUUUGGUUCGGGUGCCUAGAAAGUCUUCCUCGAAGAGCAAAAGCGCCAAAGCAAUCAACAUAUCCCUAUCGCAAAAUUCAACAAAUGCACUAUUCUGGACCCAAUCUUUGAUACAAAUAUGGGACGUUGGAGCAUCUCCUCCUGCUAUGACACGUGUGUUUCCCACCGAGGGUAGUUGUUACAAGGCCGCUGUAACGAAAAUGUAUCUAGCUUAUAUUAUUGGCACCCGAGAUCCAAAACUCACUGUAAGUAGCUUCAACUAAAAAGGCCCUUCAACAACAUUAUCUUCUAACGAUCAGAUAGCUUAGAAUAGUUAACCUUCAAACUUCCGCACCUGUUGUGGAAUACCCUUUACCACCAAAUCUAUGGGCUAGUAGUAUAGCCAUAUCUCCCAAUGAAACUACCGUUGCUGUAGGAUUUACCAACGCAACCGUACAUUUCUUCAAAACCACUCAAUCAGCUCAACCAAGGGAAGAUCGUCUCCAUAGUCGAAUUCACAACGAAUGCGAAGACUGUCCAGAAGUAGAAACACUCUCCUACUCCGACGACGGCAUGCAUCUUCUAGCUAGUACGAGAAGUGCCAAAAGCGGGGCCAUUAAAAUAUACUUCUGGAUGACUCCAAUGCAAGCUUCUCAAGAACUUGUAUCCUGUCGAUAUCAUGUUCCCUUGCAUGAAUCAGAAGAUCGAGGAUUAUCAUCUGCAAUAUUCCGCUCCAGAACCGGUAUCGAGGAAGUUCUCGUCUGUAUAACAACUUGGACACAAUCUGGUGUUCCGAUUCUCGUCCAUCCUAAAACAGGGCAAAAAACAGAUAUAAAAACCGCGCCAAAUCGGUCCGGAAAACUAGGAAGUCGGAUUCAAUGUGCUAGUUUUUCGCCAUCAGGAAAAGAACUAGCUAUGGUGAAUGAAAAGGGACAUUUGUAUUUAAUCUCGGCACUUAAUUCUAGUCCAUUGGAUAUUCGAAAAAUAGCCGUUUCGAGGGAACUUACGAUUAAAUCUGAUUCUUUCGCAAUGGCAUUUGUAUCAUUGCCGGAUGAAGAAGCAGCAAUUGUUAUGGCGUGGAUUGAUCCUUCGAAGGCGGAGAAGGGAAUGAUUAGGAAAAUUCCUUUGACUGUUGUAAGUUACCAUAAGAUUCUUUUUCCUCUAACCAAUCUCCUAACAUUUCCAUCAUCUAAUCAAGUCCCAUAUUUGUGCUUGGUUAAAAACUAACCCACAAACAGAGCGACACAAACAUAUCCACCACCCCUGUUCUCCACAAAUCAGAACAAAGUUCCGGGACAAAUCCGUAUAUGUCUGGUGCUAUAAAUGAAUUGCCGGGAGAUCCUAGACCGAUUGAAAUGGUGGCAGAUGAGGAACCAAUUACGAAAUAUAGGAUGAUGGGUUUCGUUAAGUAUCCGAAAAAGUAGGGGCGAAGGCUAUAGAUGGAGCUUAAAUGAUUGGAAUGGGUGGAGUAGAAAGUGCUAAGGAGAAAUGAAGAGAUAAAUUGAGAGAUAGGAUGAAAAGGAGAUUAUCAUUCAAAAGUUUGUAAGUACUACUAUAGUUUUGAUAUGUUUUCCAAGUCAAUUAUUAAGUUUUACUUUAGGAAUAUCAAAAAUUUCAUACCGAAAACUUAAGAAAGGGUUUUAUAAUGCUGAAGUGAAAGUUGAUGGAUGGAUGGAAUGGAUGGAAUGGAUGGAAUGGAUGGAAUGGAUGGAAUGGAUGGAUGAAUGAAUAAGUUGAAAAAAUAAGUUGAAAAAAUAAGUUGAAAAAAGUUAUAUCUGAUGAAUGUUAAGAUUAUAUGCAUUCACUUUUCCCACGGGAU
Molecule: messenger RNA, 4407 nt
Organism: Sclerotinia trifoliorum
Lineage: Eukaryota; Fungi; Ascomycota; Leotiomycetes; Helotiales; Sclerotiniaceae
Source: the annotation of a GenBank genome assembly